AUGAAGAAUGAGCUCGUUAACCCGUUCUACUUUCCCAGCGCCGACUCCACUGGUGAUGAUGAAUACAAGUAUGCCAACUAUAAGGAAGUCACCGACCAUGACCCGUUUGUCGACGCGGAGAAGAAGGAUUUGUUCAGUGCAGCUCAGAAGGUGAGAACCUUACCCCAGUCAUCGGAACGAAGAUCAAUCUCCGCAGCUCACAGCAGCUCAGAAAGACUAGCUGUGCUCCGGACUCGGGACAGCGCUCUCCCGGUGGCAGAAAAGGAUGCCGUUUGGAAGCAGAACUUGAGGAAAUUCAUAUUACGUUCGUCGCUGAGCCCUGGAUUCCAUAAGUACCCAGAGGACUUCACUGCCCUUCACAGUGUAGCCGCACAAGCUGAAGGAGCCCGUGCCCAUUGGGUUGCAUGUGCGAAGGGAAUCCGUAGAGAACAUCCAGCCUGUCGUUCGUGUCCACCCAGCAACCUGAUGGAAGAGAAUCCAUGUAAACCAGAGCUUCACGCGUCGCAAGGCCUGAACCCUUAG
Pisolithus orientalis is the source of this 522-nucleotide messenger RNA. RefSeq lists its product as uncharacterized. The record is from RefSeq and is a predicted model, not a curated record. NCBI's taxonomy places the organism in Eukaryota, Fungi, Basidiomycota, Agaricomycetes, Boletales, Pisolithaceae. The coding region runs from base 1 to 522 and encodes 173 amino acids. The transcript has 5 exons.